UUUUAAUGAUCCAGCGCAGUCAUGGUGUCUCCAAGUUCGUUCACAUUUGCGAAAAAGCGACGUCGUCUACACCCAGUCUUUGAUCCAGCGUUAUGGCUCUUUCAUGGGUCUAACUCAAGCGCCCAUCGAUUUGAAAAAUGCACAUAAUAUCUUCACUAUUUUCGAAAUUGGCAUUAAUUAUAAUGAUGAAGUAAAUCAGAAAUCUGAUCGAAUUCUUUUUACAAAAUUUACUGGUUUGAAAAGUAAAUUCGCGCUUAUGUCUAGGAAUUACAUUGGAAAUUCUACUAUGGAUCCUGAACUUGCUUUCAUACAAGCAAAUUUAGUUUUGGCUAGUCCAGGGAGUCUUUUGAUCGAUCCAUUUUGUGGAACUGGUGGUAUUUUAUUAUCAGCAGCUUAUUUCUGUUCUCACGUGCUUGGAGUGGAGAUUAAAUGGGAUGUAGCCAAAGCAAAGGGAAAAUCAUCAAGAGUUGGAGAAGGGUUACUUGGAAGCGACCAAUCAGUAAGAGCAAAUUUUUCACAAUAUGGUUUGAGUGAUGGCCGUUAUUUGGGUGUUAUCUUAGCCGAUUCGUCAAAACAUAAAAUGUGGCGACAUUCUGGGUUUUUCGAUGCUAUUCUUGCAGAUCCUCCAUACGGAAUUAGGGAGCGUGGACAAAAAUUGGGUGUUAUGCACCAAGAAGUUAAUCAGCAAAAGCAGCGACACAGAAAUUAUCCAGAAAAACAGCAAUAUCAAAUUUCUUCAGUAUUUUUGGAUCUUAUGGAUUUAGGUGUUCGCUUAUUACGUAUUGGUGGUCGGUUGGCCUUUUGGUUUCCAGUGUGUAAAUCAGAGUAUUCAGAGAAAAUUUUGCCCAGAUCCGACUGUCUACGAUUGGUUUACAAUUGUGAACAACCAUUACAAACGAAUACAGCAAGGCGGUUACUUGUUUAUGAAAAAAUAAAACAUUCUUUGGUCUCGGAAAAUGAUGUAUUGCUCGAGAAGGCUUAUGUUAUUGAUAAUUGUUACAGCAGAGAAUCUUUUCGUGAAAAAAUAUUUAAAAAUUCUAGUUAG
Molecule: messenger RNA, 1045 nt
Organism: Meloidogyne enterolobii
Lineage: Eukaryota; Metazoa; Nematoda; Chromadorea; Rhabditida; Meloidogynidae
Source: the annotation of a GenBank genome assembly